GCAUCUUCGGCGGGCAACCCCGCGAGUCUAGCACAGCGCCAGUGGGUGAUUCGUGCCCUUGAAGGCCCGGUUUCAUCAUUGCCAAAGUGAAUACCGAACUGCUGUCGCUGGCCAUUCAGCUUGGUCCGUCUGGCGCGCAACCUGCAUACACGUCCAGCCCUACGACCCAUCUUCCGCCGCGCAUAAUCGCGCAUGACUGGUCACGUGUAUGCGCGUGCUCCACCCGAACCACGUUCACGCUUACUGCGCUUUCCUUUAGCCCCACCGCCGUCAGCACGCCUACUGAUCAACCAUGGACGACAUCCUCAACGAGCAGUUUGAGCGCGUCGAAAAGGCCCUGACCACGCUGGUCGACUCAAUCGCCGCCUACAACCCAGCCACGCAAGCUGCAGUCGACUUGGUAGCUGCUGACGACGAGCUCAGUGAAGGACUGGAUCAACUUGCCAAACACCAGGCAAACCAUGUGCGCAUCCAACACUUGCGCGCAGAAGCCGACGCUCUCGAAGAACAGCUCAAAACGUCCGUCAAGAAGCUCGCCGAACUGCGCCACGAGCUGUUUGACACGUCUGUGACGACAUUCCCAGAAGAUUCACGCGCCGUCCCGUUCGACGAGCUCUUACAGUAUGCGACCAACAUCUCGAGAUACACAGUGCCGCCGACGUACCGUGAGCGCAUUCCUGCAGCAGACAAAGACAAGGAGGACGAAGACGUCGGCUCGAGUGGAGCCCCUACUAAUGGCCUCAACACGCCUGCUCUCCCACCAGAGACUGUAGAAACGGCGACUGAAGCUGUACAAGGGCAGAAGGAAGGCGAAGAUGCUGCUGGUCCUGCACUCGAAAUCACGCCCGAAGAAGAAGAAUGGCUGAAGAAGCUCAAAGCUAGCAACCUGGCUUGGUAUCCGUGGCCCAGCAACGAAAAGAUCCGCGCGGGCGCUCUCUUCAGUCUCCAGUACUGGCGCGAGAAGGGCAAAAACUUGGACGAAUUCAACAUACCUGCACAUCUCAAAGCAGACAGGGACAAAGUACUGCAGGAGCAGCAACAGCAGGAUGUGGCUGCACAGGAGGUGGCUACAGAUUCUCCAGGCAAAUUAAUACCCCAACAGCUUCCCUCUGAAAACACACACCGUCCUAAGCCACUCGGGGUCUUUGCAGGCUUUGAUGACGAUGACGAUGACUGAUUGAUCACAAUCCAUCAUGGAUGACAAGUCUCGUUGGAUGUAGAAAGGCGCUUGGGUUCAGGAGCUGUACCUAUCACUAAAACUUUACGUAUACCUUUACGAUAGAUUUUGCCGAGAUAGUGUUUUGAAAGUAUAAUUCAGAAAACACGGGCUCCUUCGCAGGACAUCUAUACCCCGAACGUCAUGUCAAGAG
Messenger RNA from Alternaria alternata, 1370 nucleotides. RefSeq lists its product as hypothetical. Gene Ontology annotation, molecular function: transcription coregulator activity. Lineage: Eukaryota; Fungi; Ascomycota; Dothideomycetes; Pleosporales; Pleosporaceae. Gene Ontology annotation, biological process: regulation of transcription by RNA polymerase II. Gene Ontology annotation, cellular component: core mediator complex; mediator complex. The record is from RefSeq and is a predicted model, not a curated record. Bases 293 to 1177 code for a protein of 294 amino acids. The transcript is spliced from 3 exons.